Messenger RNA from Rattus norvegicus (Norway rat), 2098 nucleotides. RefSeq names its product zinc finger protein 93 (gene Zfp93). The coding region runs from base 283 to 1566 and encodes 427 amino acids. The record is from RefSeq and is marked provisional. Gene Ontology annotation, cellular component: nucleus. The transcript is spliced from 5 exons. Lineage: Eukaryota; Metazoa; Chordata; Mammalia; Rodentia; Muridae.
UGAGCGUGCGCGCGCAUCACCUGGGGAGCUUGUUAAAAUGCAGAUUCUGCUGUGGCGGGGCCGGGGUGGAGCCGGAGCUCGUGCGUGGGAGCGGGGUUCCCGGGACCCCUGAGGUCCUGGCUGCCGCCCAAGCGGCUGUCAGGACACUUGAUAAAUCGCCCUACCGGGCUGACGGGCGGCAGGGCUGGGACAUGCGCGAUUCGGCCCGGUGUGGGGGUGUGCCUCCAAAGUCGGGAAACGCGCGCUGUUCAGGAGGCCACUCUUGGGGACCCUCCGGGAGCCAUGUCGCGGCGGAAGCAAGCCAAACCCCAGCACCUGCGCUCUCAGGAGCCUCAGCCCGAGCGCAACGAGCCUGGAGGAGUGGCCCCGCGCACAGCGGGGGAGCCGGCCUCCGCUCUUGAAAACGCCGCCCAGAAACCAGCGGGCCUCCCUGCUGAAGACAGCGAUGCCCAGCAGCCCGCUGCAGUCGCUCUGCCCACCUCCGAAGCAAAGGAGCGAACAGCCACCCUUGGAGAAAGGACUUUUAACUGCUGCUAUCCAGGCUGCCAUUUCAAAACCGUCCAUGGCAUGAAAGACUUGGACCGCCACUUAAGAAUCCACACAGGUGACAAGCCACACAAGUGCGAGUUCUGUGACAAAUGCUUCAGCCGAAAGGACAACCUGACCAUGCACAUGCGCUGCCACACGAGCGUGAAGCCGCACAAGUGCCACCUGUGCGACUACGCGGCCGUGGACAGCAGCAGCCUCAAGAAACACCUGCGCAUCCACUCGGACGAGCGGCCCUACAAGUGCCAGAUGUGCCCCUACGCCAGCCGCAACUCCAGCCAGCUCACCGUGCACCUGCGCUCGCACACAGGGGACACCCCCUUCCAGUGCUGGCUCUGUAGCGCCAAAUUCAAAAUCAGCUCAGACUUGAAGCGGCACAUGAUCGUGCAUUCGGGAGAGAAGCCUUUCAAGUGCGAGUUCUGUGACGUCCGUUGCACCAUGAAGGCGAACCUCAAGUCCCACAUCCGCAUCAAGCACACCUUCAAGUGUCUGCACUGUGCCUUCCAGGGCCGGGACCGGGCCGACCUGCUGGAGCACAGUCGCCUGCAUCAGGCCGACCACCCUGAGAAAUGUCCCGAGUGUAGCUACUCCUGUUCCAGCCCAGCCGCCCUGCGCGUGCACAGCCGAGUCCACUGCAAGGACCGGCCCUUCAAAUGUGACUUCUGCAGCUUUGAUACAAAGCGGCCCAGCAGCCUGGCCAAACACAUCGACAAGGUGCACAGGGAAAGGGCCAAGACCGAGAACAGGGCCCCGCAGGGUAAGGACGGGCCCAGGGAGAGCGGCCCCCACCACGUGACCAACAUCGUCACCCAGAAGGCCUUCCGAUGUGACAAGUGCGGUGCCUCCUUUGCCAGGGACGACUCUCUGAGGUGUCAUCAGAAGCAGCACAGUGACUGGGGCGAGAACAAGAACUCAAACCUGGUCUCUUUCCCCUUGGAAGGCAUUGCUUCCGGGCAGCUUGGACCCCUGGUCUCUGUGGAGCAGCUGGAGAGCACUCUGGAGCCCAGCCAUGACCUCUAGAGAAGCAUGGGCAGUCUCUCAGGAAUCUGAAAAACGUCGAUGCCAGCCCUGCACGGUGACACCACAGGAGGACCUCGCCUUCUCUUCUAAAGCAGCCUCGACCUCCCCAGCCUCCAGCAAUGGAGCGGCUAACCCACGAGGGCAUAGGUGUCAAAGCAAGACCACGGGGACAAUUGCCUACCCCCAGUUCCUUCUCUACGCGCAUUCCCUUAGCACACUGUGGCCUCCUCCGCCAUCCAAAGGUUGAGUCUACUAAGCACAACUCCACCUCCUCGGGGAAAGUCGCUGCCUCUGAGUUGAGACUGGGAAAGGGACUCGUCUCUGGAGGAGUUACUAAGCUGGCGAGCCCACAACACUGCAUCUGCACUGAGCUGUGUGGGGGCGAAGAAAGGAGUCCGUGCUCUGACAGGGUGUGUGGUAAAACCCUGUCUUAACCUGGGCAGUGGCUGCUAGUGUCAGCUUUAUAUAUAAUUUGUGUGGUUUCUUUUCUCUGUUUUUUGUUUUUUCAAUAAAAAAGUGAACUUUUCUUUUG